Messenger RNA from Poeciliopsis prolifica (blackstripe livebearer), 2712 nucleotides. RefSeq names its product tenascin-like. The coding region runs from base 1 to 2382 and encodes 793 amino acids. Gene Ontology annotation, cellular component: membrane. The transcript is spliced from 12 exons. Lineage: Eukaryota; Metazoa; Chordata; Actinopteri; Cyprinodontiformes; Poeciliidae. The record is from RefSeq and is a predicted model, not a curated record. Gene Ontology annotation, molecular function: protein binding.
AUGAUUUGCACCACUCAUGUAGUUGUUGCUCCUAAAAGGGAUGAUGCUCCUGAAAAUGCAUACGGGUUCAGAGCAUCCAGUCAAGAUGAGACCAACAUCACUCUACAGUGGAAUAAAAUGAACAACAAUAUCAGCUUUGUUCUCCAGUUUAAUGGCACAGACACAUCAAUCAGUGCACCAGAUGGAAAUGGACCAGUUAACUACACAGUGUCAUUUCUCAGUCCUGGAACCAGAUACACAUUCACUCUCUUCUCUGUGUUUAACAAUAUCAGGAGCAGAGGAGUCAGCGUUACAGCAGCUACCAGUCAGAUCAGGUUAGCUGGUGCUGAAUUUUCUCAAUGUUCUGGAAGAGUUGAAGUCUACCACAACAGUACCUGGGGAACGGUCUGUGAUGAUGAUUGGGAUUUAAAGGAUGCCAAUGUGGUUUGUAGAGAGUUGGGCUGUGGAACGGCACUACAUGCUAAAAGUGGAGCCUUCUUUGGUCAAGGAACAGGACAGAUCUGGCUUGAUGACGUGUCGUGUUCUGGCUAUGAAGCUUCACUUACACAGUGUCAGCACAGAGGAUUUGGGACACACAAUUGUGUACAUUGUGACGAUGCUGGUGUCGUCUGUUCAGGUCAGAUCAGGUUAGCUGGUGAUGGAUUUUCUCGAUGUUCUGGAAGAGUUGAAGUCUACCACAACAGUGUCUGGGGAACGGUCUGUGAUGAUGAUUGGGACUUAACGGAUGCCAAUGUGGUCUGUAGAGAGUUGGGCUGUGGAACAGCAUUGGAGGCUAAAAGUGGAGCCUUCUUUGGUCAAGGAACAGGACAGAUCUGGCUUGAUGACGUGUCGUGUUCUGGCAAUGAAACUUCACUUACAAAGUGUCAGCACAGAGGAUUUGGGACACAUGACUGCGGACACAAUGAGGAUGCUGGUGUCAUCUGUUCAGAGCUUGAAAAUGCAGAUGGGUUCAGAGCAUCCAGUCAAGAAGAGACCAGCAUCACUCUGCAGUGGAAUAAAGUAAACAACAUUAUCAGCUUUUUCCUCCAGUUUAAUGGCAGAGCAACAUCCAUCAGUGCACCAUAUGGAAAUGGACCAGUAAACUACAGAGUGUCAUCUCUCAGUCCUGGAACCAAAUACACAUUCACUCUCUUCUCUGUGUUUAACAAUAUCUGGAGCAGUGGAGUCAGCGUUACAGAAGCUACUGCUCCUGCAAAUGCAGAUGGCUUCAGAGCAUCCAGUCAAGAAGAGACCAGCAUCACUCUGCAGUGGAAUAAAGUAAACAACAUUAUCAGCUUUGUUCUCCAGUUUAAUGGCAGAGCAACAUCCAUCAGUGCACCAGAUGGAAAUGGACCAGUAAACUACACAGUGUCAUCUCUCACUCCUGGAACCAGAUACACAUUCACUCUCUUCUCUGUGUUUGACAAUAUCAGGAGCAGUGGAGUCAGCAUUACAGCAGCUACUGCUCCUGAAGAUGCAGAUGGCUUCAGAGCAUCCAGUCAAGAUCAGACCAACAUCACUCUGCAGUGGAAUAACAUAAACAAUAAAAUCAGCUUUGUUCUCCAGUUUAAUGGCAGAGCAACAUCCAUCAGUGCACCAUAUAGAAAUGGACCAGUUAACUACACAGUGUCAUCUCUCAGUCCUGGAACCAAAUACUCAUUCACUCUCUUCUCUGUGUUUGAGAACAUAAGAAGUAGAGGAGUACAGCUUUCAGCUGCCACUGCUCCUAAAAGUGCAGGUGGCUUCAGAGCAUCCAGUCAAGAUGAGACCAGCAUCACUCUGCAGUGGAAUAAAGAAAACAACAAUAUCAGCUUUGUUCUCCAGUUUAAUGACACAGAGACAUCCAUCAGUGCACCAUAUGGAAAUGGACCAGUAAAGCACACAGUGUCAUCUCUCGGUCCUGGAACCAGAUACACAUUCACUCUCUUCUCUGUGUUUAACAAUAUCAGAAGCAGUGGAGUCAGAGUUACAGCAGCUACCAGUUCUAUGCCUACAUUUGGUCAAUCAUCCAGGGUCUGCAAAUGCACACUGAUGUCUGCUUCAUGUGAACAAACAUCAAGAUCUUCUCUUCUCAAACAGAAAGACUUAACAAGAGUGGUAUCUUUCACAUCUGUAGAAGACCCUUUGACAAAGGACUUGCUGAACUCAUCUGUGACCUUCAAUAAUAUGUCUUCCCUGAUAAAGAGACAACUCGAACCAUUCUUCCAGAAAAGGUUUUCCUCUGCCUUCCUCUCCAUGGAGGUUUCUACAAUCAGAAAAAGCUCGGUUAUCCACACCGUGAACCUCAAGUUUAGAGGCACGUCUGUUCCUGACAACAAUGAGAUACGGGAUGUUUUGAUCGAGGCGGCUUCGUCUAUCGUCGACUUCAGCAUCGAAACGAAAUCGAUCAGCAUUCUUAGCUAAACUUGAGGUGUGGAAAGCCUGAAGAUCAGUCUUGAGUCACUAUGGUUUAAACCAAAUACAUAAUUACAUGUUAUUACAUAUUACUCCUUGUACUAAAGCUUCAUGUCUAUAAAAAUAAUUAUUGAGCUGCAAUAAUUAUUUUUGCAUUUAGAUUAUACUGCUAGUAAUUAUUUGUAUUUGCUGCUGAAGGGAAGGUGUGCUUUAAAACAUUUAAAGUCAUUGUCAAACAUUAACUGUUUAUGUAAUUUUAUGGCCUAUUCUGAGUAGAAAUGAAAAAAGAGAAAAAUAAAUCAAUUGUGAAUAAAAAUGUAGCUUCUUUCUUGAGAUGCU